Messenger RNA from Penicillium soppii, 1671 nucleotides. RefSeq lists its product as uncharacterized. The record is from RefSeq and is a predicted model, not a curated record. The transcript is spliced from 2 exons. Gene Ontology annotation, molecular function: transmembrane transporter activity. Gene Ontology annotation, biological process: transmembrane transport. Bases 1 to 1671 code for a protein of 556 amino acids. NCBI's taxonomy places the organism in Eukaryota, Fungi, Ascomycota, Eurotiomycetes, Eurotiales, Aspergillaceae.
AUGACGAUCGACGUACACGAUAAUUCUGGGGACGUUUUCCGUCCAAACUGGCAGCUCAAGUGUAUCUUUGCAGUGGUGGGGUUGUUGAACUUUGUUGCUGCUUUGGAUGCCACAUCCAUAUCAGUUUCUCUCCCAACUAUCUCCAAUGAUCUCGGUGGAACCGCUACAGAGGCCUUCUGGGCGGGAACUUCAUUCCUGGUCGCAUCUUGCGUGUGCCAGCCUCUGUUUUCUUUAUCUUCCGAUAUCUUCGGGCGAAAAUUUGCUCUUUGGACGGCUGUCGUCGCCUUCACGGCCGGGUCGAUCACCGCUGGCCUUUCACACGCGUUCCCUCAGAUGCUGGUCGGUCGGUCGAUCCAAGGCGUCGGCGGAGGCGGCAUCAUUGCCUUGACCGAGGUGCUCAUUGCCGAUCUCAUUCCCCUCAAAGAGCGAGGCAAGUGGUUCAGUAUCCGCUCUGGGACUUGGGCAUUGGGGACAGUCACGGGGCCUCUCAUUGGAGGCGGCUUCACUCAGUCAUCGGCUUCAUGGCGGUGGAUCUUCUGGAUCAACCUCCCUUUCUGUGGUCUGGGGUUGGUGCUGGUACCUAUUUUCCUGAGGCUGAAGAGGGAAUCGGUCCCGUUACGGGAGAGUCUCGCCAAAGUCGACUAUGUUGGAUGUGCUCUAUUUGUCGCUUCGUUGACUUCUUUCCUUAUCCCGCUGACCUGGGGCGGUAUCAUGUAUGAAUGGAGCUCAUGGCAUACGUUGGUACCACUGAUCCUCGGCGUCGCGGGCCUAGCUGGCUUCGCGAUAUACGAGAGCAUGGUGGCUUCGCAGCCUCUCGUGCCUAUUGUCAUCUUCAACAACCGGACUGUUUCGGCAAACUACAUUGGAUGUUUCCUUCACGGUGUCAUCAUGUGGUCUGUCGUCUACUACUUGCCCCUUUACUACGAAGGCGCCUUGGGAUACAGCCCCGUCAUCGCAGGCGUUUCGGUCUUCCCCGAGUCCCUCACAGUCGCUCCGAUAUCCGUGACUGUGGGCAUCAUAUCUGCCAAAACCGGCAGUUAUCGCUGGGCCCUGUGGUCUGGGUGGCCGAUAUCCGCCCUGGGGUUAGGAAUACUUUACCUUCUAGAUGCGCACACGAGCAUCGCGAAAUGGGUCUUUCUCAACCUAGUUCCGGGCAUCGGGCUGGGCAUUCUAUAUCCAUCGGUGAUGCUAGCCGUGCAGGCCGCCGCCAACACGAAAUACCUAUCGAUUUCGGUUACCAUGACUGCAUUCUUCCGGGUUCUGGGACAGGCUGUUGGUGUUGCUAUCGGGGGCGUGGUUUUUCAAAACCGGAUCAAGUCUGAAUUCCAAGAUCACGUCGAACUUGGCAAAACGGCGCAAGACUUUGCACAAGAUGCGUCGAGCUUGGUACAGUAUAUCAAGUCACUGCCUGUCGGCUCGGACGAGAGGCGAUUGAUUGAGGAUCUUUACGCUAAGGCGCUGUCGGUCGUUUGGGCUGUGAUGUGUGGUGUGGCAGUGUUGGGUCUGGUUUUUAGUCUCCUGACCAAGGCUUACACACUGAAUCAGACUUUCAGCUCAAAGCAAGGUCUUGAGGUCCAGGCUUCUGAGCCUGUCGAUGUCGAGGCCAAGACCGAUUCUCGACCUGAAUCGCAGAUUUCUGAAGCGACGACUGUUGUAGGGACAUUUCGCUAA